Nerophis lumbriciformis (worm pipefish) is the source of this 1345-nucleotide messenger RNA. RefSeq names its product neurexophilin 2a (gene nxph2a). Gene Ontology annotation, molecular function: signaling receptor binding. NCBI's taxonomy places the organism in Eukaryota, Metazoa, Chordata, Actinopteri, Syngnathiformes, Syngnathidae. The record is from RefSeq and is a predicted model, not a curated record.
AACGCCUUGCCUCAGUGUGGGACGUGGACACGCGCUCGCACGGCGCGCACUGUGGGGAUACUUCACUCGACAGCCGCCUCUUUUUACGCGCGCACUUGGCGGGAAUUGCGGCGCGGGAAGGAUCGCGGCUGGGCUCUGAUGUUUGGGAGCAAUUGUGUUGAAGUGAUGCCUCGCUCUCCCUUGUAGGCACGCAUCGCGAGAAGUGGGGAUUUUUUUUUUUUUGGGGUGGCACAAGGAUGAUGAAUCAGGACACAUAAGUCAGCAAUUAGAUUACAAAUAAGGUGACUACAGAGAUGGUUGAGCCGCAAAUAUUUGCAUCUUCAAGAGGAUCUUAAAUAAUUCGAUACAUCACAGAAGAUGGGAGCUCUGCAAAUAUUCCUAUUUUUUCUCCUCCUGCACCAGGUCUCCUGCAGGAAAGUAGUCACUGGGGAGACAGAGCUCAUGGAGUGGGGGGACCCACACUCCUCUCCCACGGGGGCCAGUCCUCGGAUCCUCAACCCCCUGCGUCUGUUUGCCAGGCCCUCCCCGGGCCUGAAGGAAGUGUCCUAUUUACAGAACAUGGAGGACUUCUGGGACUGGUUAUCUAACCAGACAGAUGUUCAGGACCCACAGGCCAGAACUAAACGCAGGCCCAUCGUCAAGACCGGCAAGUUCAAGAAGAUGUUCGGCUGGGGAGACUUCCACUCCAACAUCAAGACGGUCAAACUCAACCUGCUGAUCACGGGCAAGAUCGUGGACCACGGCAACGGCACCUUCAGCGUCUACUUCCGCCACAACUCCACGGGCCUGGGCAACGUGUCGGUCAGCCUGGUGCCGCCCUCCAAGGUGGUGGAGUUCGAGGUGGCCCAGCAGUCCACGCUGGAGACCAAGGACACCAAGUCCUUCAACUGCCGCAUCGAGUACGAGAAGACGGACCGCAACAAGAAGACGGCGCUGUGCAGCUUCGACCCGUCCAAGGUGUGCUAUCAGGAGCAGACGCAGAGUCACGUGUCCUGGCUCUGCUCCAAGCCCUUCAAGGUCAUCUGCAUCUACAUCGCCUUCUACAGCGUGGACUACAAACUGGUGCAGAAGGUUUGUCCCGACUACAACUACCACAGUGACACACCUUACUCCUCCACCGGAUGACAUCAUCUUUAAGUCAUGGCGGCCUUCCAACCACCCGUCUCCUCCGCACCGGGCAGGAAGUCACCUUCAGAUACUUCCUGUUUGCAUCAAGCUACUUGGGUCUCCACAGCACCAUUUCAUUGGGUACUUUUUGGAGCGGUACUGUGAGUACUAGGGAUGCACAAAAUAUCGAUUCACAUCAGAAACACAAUUUUCUUUUAUCCCGAUUCUGAAUCGAUAC